AUGCUCACCCCCGACGCCGGGCCCUUAUCCUCGUCCUCAUCCGCUGCCGUUGUCACCGCCGCCGCCGCCGACCCCGAUACUGUCGAAGAGCUAGCGCGGCACUCUAUUAACUUUGCCGUACUAAAGCUGUACGCCGUCCAGCCCCUCAUGCAGUAUCGCCACCUUCUCCUCCUUGCAGACCUGUCGGGCGUCUUCUGCAUCACGAUGCUCUUACUCUGUGCUUACGAGGUCCCUGGCCUGCGGACUAUCCAGCACCCCUCAAUGCGCGAAGCUAUCCUUGUCGGCUGGCGCUGCCUUCGGUUCUGGGUGGCGAACUUGGAGCUAAAGCUGAGGAAUACUCUUGUCGUUGGAUUCAGCAAGGGAGCCAAGAUCGCGACUACCGCCGACCGCGUCAAGUCUAUUAAAAUCUUCAGGUGA
This is a messenger RNA of Parascedosporium putredinis, 417 nucleotides long. The record is from the annotation of a GenBank genome assembly. Lineage: Eukaryota; Fungi; Ascomycota; Sordariomycetes; Microascales; Microascaceae.